Penicillium malachiteum is the source of this 4893-nucleotide messenger RNA. RefSeq lists its product as uncharacterized. Gene Ontology annotation, cellular component: cytosol. Gene Ontology annotation, biological process: tRNA methylation. The transcript has 7 exons. The record is from RefSeq and is a predicted model, not a curated record. The coding region runs from base 1 to 4893 and encodes 1630 amino acids. Lineage: Eukaryota; Fungi; Ascomycota; Eurotiomycetes; Eurotiales; Aspergillaceae.
AUGGAGGCCAUUGCGCAGAAUAUACAAAUUCUAUCUGAAAAGACCUUACGAGACAUUGCGAAGGGCCAAUUGGUCAAAUUCACGCGGACAUGCGAUGAGCAGGGAUCCGUUACCCGUGUAUGGCAGUCAUUAUUCGACACACUUUCGACACCAUCGCUCCCUCAUGCGCAGAUUUCUGCAGCAUGCAAUGCUACCUCAGCAUUUCUUGAUGCAGCAGUGGAGUCUCCAGUUCAACUGACUAGGCAAAUUGCUUUGUCUCCGGAAGUUUGGCUAUCCAUCUUUGAGAUCUUUAUCACAAGAUAUGAAGAUGUUAAGCCAAAGCCUAUGAAGCAGCUCUUGAGUUCUCUCAUGACCAUUCUGGUCAAGAGCCAUGUGGGUGAGACUAAGCAGAUUAUUCAGGUCACCAUUUUGAAGGCUAUUUUGCCUUGCAUCAUUCUUGGCGAGCAGCGUUCUCGACUUAAGGCCGCCCUUGUGGUCCUUGAGAUGUGCAUCCGAAAGGGUGCUAUUUGGCCCGUUGAAUUCCUGCAAUUAGUUCGCGCCUGGGCCAUCGAAUUUCAAGAUAAAUGGGUUCCAGUUUUUAAGAAAGAUUACGAGACGAUCUAUCCAGGAGCCUCUGACCCUGCGGUCAUGUCAACCGAACCGUCUGAAGAAGUGGCAGGCCGUGUCUUUGUACUUGGUCUUUUGACCCAAACCAACGAUCGUGGAAUGUCAGGAACAUCCGGCAGCAUCAUGUCUUUUUUCCUUGAAAAAUCCAAGAUUGAAAAUCCCGGCCGCCAAAUGUCAUGGAUUUGGGUGUAUCCAACAAGGAAUAUUCUUCUACAGCAUCUAGAUGCAUUGGAAGUUCUUUCCACCCAAAUUAUCCAGCCUCUGUUUACAUUUGACCCACUGGGAUUUUCUGCUUUUAUUCAAUCCCUCCCGCUGAAAAAUCUAAUGGCUGGUGACAUGGCUGAAGCAUCGCAUUCGGAAUACAUGCUUCUUUUUGUCUCUCUGCAGGUUGGAAAGAAGGUUAAUUUAGUCCAUGAUGACUAUGAUAUCUCCAUCGAACCUAACCCCAACAGUUUGGUUCUUAAAAGUGACGUGAUUGGGAACUUCCUGCUCCACCAAGACCAAACCAUUCGCAUAGCAGCUUUGGCUCUUUUGGUUUCGUCGUAUUCCACCAUGAAGCCGUUGACUAAUAUUGCAACUGGUGCUAUUCUUCGAGGUCUUCCAUCCAUGCAUGCGGACUGCGACGCCUAUGGCAGAGGAGAGAUCAUGACCCUCACAAGAAAAUUCAUCACCCGCUUGAAGAGUGGCAUCGUAACCCUGGAAGAAGCUUCAAGGGGCUCGAAGACUACCAGCAAUGGUCGGCCCUCCGCUUUACUUGGCAGUGAUGUCGAGACCAGAUCCUUCCUCCAAGCCUAUCUCCAGUUUAUCGAACAUGAUCUUUGUGUCACGGCAUCAUAUGCGCGUCAUAUUUCUGCUUUGAAGGCAUUGAAGCUUCUGGUGGAGUCGGGUCUUGACCCUCGAACUAAUAUUAAACUAAUGAAAGCUGAAUCUCAAACAAGCUGGAAGCUCAAGCUUGAGGUUUUUAGUCCUCAGCUUCUCAGACUGCUGAUUGACCUCUUGUUGGAUCCUUUCGAGGAAGUUCGACAGACUUCGCUCUUGACCAUCAAUCUUUUCCCUUCACAAGUUCUCAUGGGCGGUCUUUUUAGCCCGGACCAAGAAACUUCACCUCCUCCUGGAAUGAGCAUUCUGGACGCGUUAGACAGAGCUGAGACUAUUGCAAGUAACACAAGUCGUGCGGAUCAUGCGGAUGCGGUCGCUCGUCUUUACCAUAUAUUGUUCACUGCGGCUCAAUCGAAUGAGUUGUCUAAGGUUCCCUCUAAUUGGUGGGCCACCAAGUACUCAGUCGUUGACACAAUCCUUGCUCGACUGGAACAGCGAAUCUCAUCUUCUACCGGCUUGCUUGGCUCUACCAUGCAGCAGACCCCUCUACACGGAUACAUGUCUGGAUUGAGAUACAUUGUUCUCACGCCUGACUUCCAUUCUUACAUUGAGACUCAACCUGAUAGCUCGAACUGGAGGGCAAUUCAUAACAGAAUAACAAAUAUCUGCGAGAUGGUAUGGCUAGCAGUAAAGCCCGUACUAUGUGUUGACUCGCCAGAAGGUCAUACAGAUGAGCCUAGCGAUGAUCUCAUGGUUGGACCUAAGGAUAUCCUGUCCUAUUCUUGGAGAUCUUUGCGGGAAUCCAGUCUCUUGUUACAUGCUACAUUAACAAACGUCAGCUAUGGGCCUUCAACUGGGGAAGGUCUCCAUCGUGCCGACUUUGAAAAUGUUGGUCGACUGAGCUUUACUCAAUUGGCAGAGCUGCGUCAUAGAGGUGCCUUUUCGACCGUUUCUACGACCUUUGCCACUUGCUGUCAGCGAUGCAGUACCUCACAAGACCCAUCGAUUCAGCAGCUGCCCGUUGAUUGGUACCAGGAAGCUAAGACCACUAUCUUCGAGGCAUCUGCCAAGCUCACUCGACGAUCUGCCGGUCUUCCUGCGUUAGUGACUGGAGUCCUAUGCUCCACUGCGGGUACACCUUUCUUCAAGCAAGUCAUCAAUGAGCUUGUCGAGAUCUCACACCUGCCGAUGGAUUACGAUAAGGACCAGCAGUAUCUCAAGCUCCCCCAAGUUCAUGCAAUGAACUGCUUGAAGGAUAUCUUCAUCAACAACAAACUUGGCCCUCAUACCGAGUCAUUCGUCAUGUCAGCUCUUACUCUUUCUGCAGAGAGAUUGGGAUCACCAAUUUGGAACCUCCGAAACUCCGGGUUGAUGCUUUUCAGAGCUCUGCUAUUCCGCAUGUGUCGUGCCACUGUAGGUUCGACAGCUGGAUUUGGUGGUGUAUCUGGCGCUGAACCAGGAUCCAAAAUUUCUUUCCCCAAAUACCCUGGUCUGCUCGAGCUGCUUUCAACCCUCCUGGCACCUACCGAAGGCACUACAGUGGAGGGUACUGAUAUUGUUACGGAGCGUAUAUUCCCUGCUCUUGAGCUGAUUGGCGAGAAGAUUCCUACAUCAAAUGAUCAAGAUGACACUACUCUGCGCAGCCUGGUUGUGCAGCACUUCAACAGUCCAGUCUGGGGCAUCCGAGAGCAUGCUGCCAAGGUUUAUGCGUCAUUACUGACUCGCAGGGACAUUCUGAAGGACGCACGGGCCCUUGUGGAUAUUCUUAAUGGGGAAAUCUCCCAAAACUAUCUUCAUGCGAAUAUUCUCUGUAUCCAAUACUCUCUUCGCCGCUUUGCAGACUCCACUGAUGUUUUCUGGGCAUCGCACAUCGAUGAGAUUCUUUUCACCGUCCACAGGGUCAUCAACAUGGCCUUGCCUCUGGCUAAGUCUCCCUUCGUUGCAACAGCGCUAGUUGAGAUUAUGAACGACACAUUGGAACGAAGCUUUGAAGCAGGCAUUGAGGCUCAAGUUUCCGCUUCCAUCUCUACUUUGUGCGAGAAAAAUGAUCUUCAGGGAGUGAUGAGCUACAUCUUCGAUGCUUCAAGCUCUGGCUGGAACCUUGCGAGUCGCACUAGAGCGUCGUCACUACUCAGGAGAGCUCUGUCAUGGUGCACCGCUAUGAGAAUCUUUGCCGCCCAGCAAAAGGACGAGUCUCUGAACUUUUUCUUAAGCAUCUCGGCCUUUGAUGCCGACGCCGGCAACUGGAUCAUUGAACGACUUGAUGAAAAGCUAGGCGAGAAGGAGAAAUACCGCCAGCAUUUGGUGCAUUUGUACUCUUCUAUCAUCGUGGGCCAAUAUACCACUGAUGUACGAACAAUCGCCGUGGCCAACCUGGCAUCUAGUCUUGAGCAGUUGCUAUCGUCUCAUCCCGAGGCAGUCGCAGACUUGAUCCUCCCUUGUGAUGAUUUGAUACAGGGAUUCCGGCCUGAUCUUGAGAUUGAAAAUUGGAACAGACAGGCUACUGAUGCAGAGCUCCGUCUCCAAGGAUGCCUUCACGGCGUUCAGUUCAUUAAAAAUGGGGCUCUCGACGUCGCUUCGUUCAAGUCUACCAUCUACAGCUGGGCCGUGAAGCUGAGGUCCGCACUAAGCGAAGAAACGGAAUUCACAACCAGGUACGCUGCUGCAUUAUCAGUCCAGAGCUUCUCUCGUGGCCUUCGUCCAGCCAACAGUUCACCCCGUGUUGAUGAUGCUUUGCUUGAUAUCUAUUUGAUUUUGUACGACAUGCUGAAUGACGACGAUGAUGAAAUCCGAGAUGUUGCUGCAUCAACUGCAUCCUGGGUUCUUUCUUACUCGUCUGUUUCUCCCAAUACAGCAGUGGCUCUUGGACCCUUGAACUCCAGUUCGCUUCUUGCCACUCUCAUCACAAACCAUUACUCUUCAUCACCUCGUCUUGCUCGAAGGGUGAUCCGCUAUCUUACCGGUCAAGAACCACGCAUCAGUGGCUCUGAUACACCACUCAAUAUGAGUUCUGUGCCGGCUUUGAUCGCAGAAUAUUCCCAGGAGAGCACUGUGCUAUUUGUGGAGGAAAAGCAGAAUCUGUUCAUUGAUGAUGUCCGGGAAAUUGAUAUAUGGUCUAAGGUACUUUCGAACCUCAGCAAGGAUGCAUUGCCCGAGAAGUUGGUCGGUCAAUUCUCAAAAUGGGUUUUGGAAGGAUUGGAAUAUAUUUCCACACUUGUCGGUCAGCCUUCUGGCCUGGAUGGACUUCUUGGCUGGAUUUCGAAGCCAGAGUGCUUUACUCUUGGGAUUCGGGUUAUUAGUCUUUCUUGCGUACUUGCAUCGAAGCAAUUUGGCGCUUCUCAGUUCCUUUCAUUUGAUCCUUCAUCAUUGAGGGUGGUGCUUCAGACUCUUCUUGAAGCUGGCCCGGGUGCCUCGGUACACGAUGAAUGGCUUCUUAUGAUCAAAAAUGGCUUGGAUUUGGAUGUUUAA